Molecule: messenger RNA, 327 nt
Organism: Penicillium coprophilum
Lineage: Eukaryota; Fungi; Ascomycota; Eurotiomycetes; Eurotiales; Aspergillaceae
Exons: 1
Coding region: 1-327 (108 amino acids)
Source: RefSeq, a predicted model, not a curated record
AUGACUGCGCUCGGCAACAACUCGUCAUACAUCACCCCACCACCGGCACCGCCAUCAGCCUGGCAACAGUUCCGAGACCGACCUUGUCUCUUCCUCGCCCGCAUGCCCUAUUCAUGGCGAGCAAUCAACCUCCCUCUACUACAUGAGAGCCCCGUAUCGAUAGUGUGUAUCUCAAAUACCUACAGGCAGCGACCAAAGAUACCGAUAGGCGACAUUCUGAUCCACGCCGGCGAUUUGACAUCAAACGGAUCACUCGCCGAGCUCCAGAUCACACUGAACUGGCUACAAGCCCAGCCUCACCCCAUCAAAAAUGCCGUGGCGGGUUGA